Molecule: messenger RNA, 624 nt
Organism: Schistocerca nitens (vagrant locust)
Lineage: Eukaryota; Metazoa; Arthropoda; Insecta; Orthoptera; Acrididae
Exons: 3
Coding region: 1-624 (207 amino acids)
Source: RefSeq, a predicted model, not a curated record
AUGAGAGCUGGCCGAAAUCCGUCGGCACUUGUGUAUGGUGGCGCUCGUGGCGGCACCUCGCGGCCCGUACGCAAGACGUGCGCCUGCGACCGCAAUGCACUCUUAGCGCUCGCGGCGGUGUCUAGCGGCCCGUACGCAAAUUUGGUCCGCGGCGGGUUCCAGCCGCGCCUUCCGACUUCGCUGCCGCCCCCAGGGCAGCAGCAGCAGCAGCCGUCGCCGCUACCACGCCGACAGCCCGUCCCGUUGAUGCCUCCCGCGCAGCUUCAUACGGGAGCGCCCCGGGUGGUCGCUCCGGCGCCUGCGGUCCCUCUUCAGUCGCCACCGCCUUCGGAGCAGAUGGACGUCGACCCCUCAGCCGGGCCGCCUUCCCAAGCGGUGGCUGUGCAGCCUGUACUGCAGCCGCUUGCCUUGGACACCCCCAAGGAGUCUGACACCGCAGCGCCUUGUCCGACGCCCACUCAGCAGCCGUCGACGCAGCGUCAGGAGACGCUGCCUCUCUUCGUGGGUCCCGACGCCCCGUCGCGUCCAGUACCAGAAGCUGCGCCCGUGGUCACAGGCGUGCACCCUGACCUCGGUUUUCAGUCGGUGUUUCCCGAGGCCCCGCGCAGCCAAUGCUGGGACUAA